Molecule: messenger RNA, 2607 nt
Organism: Pseudozyma hubeiensis SY62
Lineage: Eukaryota; Fungi; Basidiomycota; Ustilaginomycetes; Ustilaginales; Ustilaginaceae
Exons: 1
Coding region: 1-2607 (868 amino acids)
Source: RefSeq, a predicted model, not a curated record
AUGCCUUGGUUGUCUGCUUCCAACGCGGACGCCCUGGGCGGCGAGCCAUCGCGUGUGGCAAGCCAAGUCGUUCAACUCCUUCGCGGGCCCAGUCAGCCGUCCGACUUUCCCGCCUCGAUCGUCUUCGGCCUCUCCUCGACCAAUGCCACUGCACAACGCGCAGCCAUUGCCGAGCUACGUUCCUACAUCCAUCGCCUCUUCUUUCUUGACUUGAAACCCUACUUUUUCAUCUCGAGCGUCGCCUCCGCUGGCAUCAUCGCGCUUCUCAUUGUCAUCGGCUUUCCCGUCGUUCUGCAUCGUCUCUUCCACGGACGACUUUAUCCAUUCCGUCUUGAACGACGAGCGCAAGGGUCAUAUCUGGUUCCGAAUGCCAUCAACUGCUUUCUGUUGCUCGAAGGUGUCUAUGGCAUCCUCACUGUUGCCUACAAUUUCGUUGUCUGGCAACUGUUCAGCAACCACCACCAGUCGUAUAUGAACAUCUGGCAAGCGAGCAGGAGUCUGAUUUGGAUCCCCUUGUACAUGGGCGCUUUUUUGACGGGAUGGGGAAGCUUCUACACGGCGCCGGGAGCGUUGGAUAAGCCUACUGCAGCGGCGAGUAGGCUGAGCGGUAGAGGGAGGAUGCCUUGGCCGGUGAUUGUCAAUCUGGCGUGUUGGGGUGUGCCGGUGGCGCUGAUCGUUUCGUUGUUGCCGCCGGUGUGUCUCAGUUCGGUCAAGAUGGUGGAUACAUACCAUGCAUAUCAGGAUUGGGAUCGGAGGCUGGAGGCGUUGUUGAAUCGGACCGCGGUCGGAUCGCUGGUGGAUCAGGCGAUGGUGAACGACUACCGGUCGCAGGCGUAUGCAAUUUUUACGGGCUGGACGAGAUCGUAUUACUAUGUGGACAUCGCCUACUUGCUGUGGGGGGUCUGGGCCAUAUUGUUUUUGGUGUUCUACGUCCCGGCAGGCGGCGUACUCGUGUUUCUGUUGUAUCGUCAGGUGACGAGACAGAAGGUGAUCCUGCUCAGCUACCAACGCAAGCUCGAGGAACAACUCGCGCACGAGGAGAGACAGACGCACGUCACCGUGCUCAGCGGCGAGCACGCAAGGUUGGGCCGUCCGCAGAACGGUUGGACUCCACCCAACGCAACCUCGCGCAUCGGUGCGCCACUGGAGGAUAUCUACGAGGACCACGGUGCAUCGGAUGACAGCAGAGGCACAGGCCGAAGCGGCGGCAAGAAUGGUCACGAUGCCAUCGGUCUCGAAUCGGCGUUGAGGCAGGAACCUCCGGCAUCGCAUCAAGUCCACGGUGCACGAACUCCCGGUGCUGGACAGGUGACAUCUUUGGCUGAAGAGGCUGAGGCCACAGCGCCAGCCGUGAUCCCCGUACCGCCGAGACGGCCAUCGACAUUUCGAAAGCUGAUGAAGCUGGAAACCGGGACCUCGACUCGGUCCACGAAACGCAAGCGCAUCUCGAUCACGGGUGGUCCCAUGUCCAGAUACAGGUAUCUGCGAAGGUGUUUGGUCAACCUUCUCAUUCUGUACUUCGGCAUCAUCUCGGCUGCCUGCUUCUUCGGUGCUAUCACGAUCUUUCUGGCAGCGGUCGAGUACGAGCACGCACUGAAGGGUCCAGAUGAGAUCACCAAGCCGAUCGGAAUUGCACAAGCAACAGUCGCCUGGGUGUCCGCCGUGUUCGGUUUCCUGACGAUCGGUUCGAUCAUCUUCCGCAACUUUGACAACCCUGAACCGGAAGCAAGUCAGAACAGCGGUGAAGGCGGUGGAAUAAGGCGAAGGUUCGUCAGGAACACGUCCAAGACGCAAGGAUCUGCUUCCGGUGGAGCGGGGGAGCAGGGGGCGGUUGCGGUGGAGCAUGAGAAGACGAGGACGUUGCCUGCGGUGCCGGAGAGCGUAGAUUUGGAGGCAUCGAUGAUGUCGGGAGUACAGUCGAGGCCGAACAUGGCGAUGAAUACGGCGAUGAAAUUCUCCAUGGCGGAGCAGACGAGUCGACCGGGAGGGUUCGUGAUCCGCCCGGACGACCAAUUAGCGUCAAUGAUGUCCGCCGAGGAGACGUCGAGGAGCGGCCAUUUCGAGUCCGUCGGGAGAAUGGCGGAUAAGAGCAGAGUGGGAGUGCUCCGAGCACCACCAGCGACACGCGCGUGGAUCGGGAGGGAGAGGGAGGCGACCAUGUCGAUUCCCCAGGACGUGACUGAAUCGUUCGGCGUGGGGUCGUUGCCUAUGAUCGCGGUCGGAUCGCAUCAAUCCGGCGAGAGGUUCGAGACGGGAGAUACGACCCUCAAGGAGUACCCGUCGUUCGACCCGCAUGUGCUAAAGGCGCAGCCGGAGGCGGGGGCCAAAGAGGAGGAAGAGGCGGCGCCUCGUUCGCCAGUGCUGAAGAGAUCGUCCAAGCGGGCGGACAGCGUGGGCAUGGAGACUCCGGCGAAACGCAUCGCGAGGGAGUGGGCGCAGACCCAGUACAUGGCUCAGCCGCUUCCGCAGACACCGCAGACACCGCCGACGGCAGUCGAGCAGGCCGAGUUGGCCAGAACCGCGGACGGAACACCAAGAAGACCAGCACGAGACGCAAGGAGGGCGUUCGGAAGCCCCACGUCGGACAACAGCGAGCUGUGGGGUUGA